Drosophila innubila is the source of this 941-nucleotide messenger RNA. RefSeq names its product neurocalcin homolog (gene Nca). The transcript has 7 exons. Bases 264 to 836 code for a protein of 190 amino acids. Gene Ontology annotation, molecular function: calcium ion binding. NCBI's taxonomy places the organism in Eukaryota, Metazoa, Arthropoda, Insecta, Diptera, Drosophilidae. The record is from RefSeq and is a predicted model, not a curated record.
GAGGGAUUAUUGCGCUUUUAAAUGAAUUAUAAAACCGCUUUCAUUUAAAGUACGCCAAUAAUCUUAUGGACAGUGUUUAAAGUUUUCAGGGUUUCCAAACCUUUUUAGAGAUAUAAACUAACAUGGUUGCCGGAUUUGGACGCAUCAUAUAGCAGCCUUGGAAUCUUUCCGUAAAUUUUUGACGCUAUCCAGAUCUAACUUUUUAUCGAAGAAUGGAACCAAAUAUGUUUUAGAAACAACUAUAAUGAUAUCACAUUUCAAAUAUGGGGAAACAAAACAGUAAACUCAAACCUGAAGUAUUAGAAGAUCUAAAACAAAAUACAGAGUUCACAGAUGCUGAGAUCCAAGAAUGGUAUAAAGGGUUUCUGAAAGACUGUCCAAGUGGACAUUUGUCAGUAGAGGAGUUUAAAAAAAUAUAUGGAAAUUUUUUUCCAUAUGGCGAUGCAAGUAAGUUUGCAGAGCACGUGUUUAGAACUUUCGAUGCUAACGGCGAUGGGACUAUAGAUUUCCGAGAGUUCUUAUGCGCCCUAAGUGUUACGUCGCGCGGAAAACUGGAACAAAAAUUGAAAUGGGCUUUUUCAAUGUACGAUUUAGAUGGAAACGGAUACAUAUCCAGGCAAGAAAUGCUUGAAAUUGUUACGGCAAUAUAUAAAAUGGUUGGAUCGGUUAUGAAAAUGCCAGAAGAUGAAAGCACCCCUGAAAAAAGAACAGAUAAAAUUUUUCGACAAAUGGAUAGAAACAAAGAUGGAAAAUUGAGCUUGGACGAAUUUAUUGAAGGUGCAAAAAGUGAUCCUUCUAUAGUGCGGCUUUUACAGUGUGAUCCACAGGCACAUUAGCUUAAAAGUAAAUAAAAACAAGCAAUAAACAUUAAAACGUGAAUUCAAUGAAGAUUGUUUUGCAUAAUUAAUAUACUUUAAGCCAAUAAAAAUGGUAAAACGGAA